GAAUGUUAUUUUUAUUGAACAUUGAAAGGCAGACAAACGGAUCCACGUCGAGGUACAUACAAGAUACAAUUUAUAAAUAAUAAUUAAUUAUUAACAACAAAUUUAAAGAAGAUAUAUAAACUAAUCAAACUCUGUUAUUGCGCCUCGUUGCGUGCCCCCUGACGUCACUCGCGAACGCGUCCCCGCCCCCUUCAGUCCCGUGUUUUGACAUCCUCGCAUCAGCACCACUCCGCGCAUCCCUUCGUGCGCGCUCUGGGCACGGAGGUGGAGGCGGAGGCGGGGGUCUCUCGCACUCUCUCUCUCUCUCUCUCUGCCUCUCUCUCUCUCGGUUAAGCCAUUUAAAUAUCAACCCGUGCAACUGGUCAGGGGUUCUGACUCCAAGACGCCCCGCUUGGAUCGGAUCAUUUCUCGGCUUUUUCAAGAGGAUGUCGAGCCUCCUGGAGAACCCUCUGCAGGCGGUGCUCUAUCUGAAGGAGCUCACCGCCAUCGUGCAGAACCAGCAGAGUCUGAUUCAAACCCAACGAUACCGGAUAGACAUACUCGAGCGCCGGCUGGAGGAUCUAGCGGUUGAGAACCGGCAGCUCCGGGACUCCAGCAGCCAUCACCGGCACCCUCCCCGCUACCAUCCUCCUCCGCCCCCCCGGACCUCCAGCCUGCCCCGAACCAACAGAUCCGGGACGCCCCCGGUCCAAACCCAACAGCAGCAACAGCAUUCCCCCCUGGACAUGCAGCUUGUGCCUGCGGUACCCAGCAAUGCCAGUCCGGACUCUGCUGAUGAAGAUGAUAAUGACGCUCAGGACCCCUGCUGUCGGUCCCUGGUCCCACAGACACCUGCCACCUUGUGCCGAACUGUGGGACUCCCACGGGCAUCUGAGAGCCAGACCAUCCUGCACCAGUUCUGCUGUCCCGCACCUGAGGCUCCAGAGGGAGAGUCCCUAACCUGCUCCAGCUCGAUUCCUGCUGCAGAACAAAAAGAUGAGAAAAAAGAUGCCCAGCAUGAUGCGCCACCCUGCCCACAUCCUCCAGAAUAUGAGCUCUCUCCUGAUCUUAAACAAAAACAGAUAGAGGAACUGGAGCAGAUGUAUGGAGGUCCUCUGAUUUCCCGGCGUGCGGCCUGUAAGAUCCAGACGGCAUUUCGUCAGUACCAGCUCAGCAAGAACUUCCAGAAGAUCCGUAACUCGGUUCUGGAGAGAGGGAUCCCACGGCGCAUGUCAGUGCGCAGGGUCCGGGUACAGAGGGAUGGUUUCUCCGCUGAACGGGCGCUGAUGGAGGGAUGUUCACUCAUGGGCAUCCCGCUCACACACUCCACCUCACUGCCGGUGGCUACAACAACCACACUCACACACCUGGAGGACACAUUCACUGAACAGGUUCAGUCAUUAGCGCGGUCUAUUGAUGAGGCUUUGAACAGCUGGAGUUCUGUUCGAGAUGGGGAAGGAGAGAAGUCCACUGUGGCCCCUCCCUCUGGAUCCCAUCCCGAGGGGCUCCUGAUGGACCCUGCUGCCCUACAGGAUACCAAGCAGAGCAGCUGUGGGGAGAGCAUGCCCCGCAGUGCCAGUAAACUCAUGAUGGCUUUCAGGGACGUGACUGUUCAAAUUGACAACCACAACUUUCGCCUCUCCUCCUCAAUGCUGGAGUCAGUUUCCCUUGGUAACGGCGUAUCCAAGGAGACCAGCUCGGAACCCCAAAUGGGGGGACAGAACGCAGGCCAGUCGGCAUCGUCUACCACAGCGGAGCCUGAGUUCCCAGCUCCGCCACCCAGCGAGGAAGAGAAAGAGAACCAACAGCCAACUGGAAUGGACGUACCGACAGCAGGGGCGGGACUGGAGGGGAAACAGACCAAUCAGAUUGCACCAGAGAUGGCGGAAAACAGCUCAGAGCCCGUCAGUAGCAGCAGCACCUCGACAUCAGCGUGUGAGACGAUGAUUCUAUCUCUGCCCCGCCCACAUUGCCAGGACACACCCUGUGGCACACUCUCAACGGAUAUUGCACGCAAACGCCUUUACCGCAUUGGACUCAACCUCUUCAAUGUAAAUCCAGACAAAGGCAUCCAGUUCCUGAUAUCCAGGGGCUUUAUUCCGGACACGGCCAUCGGUGUGGCUCACUUCCUGCUGCAGAGGAAGGGUUUGAGUCGACAGAUGAUAGGAGAGUUCCUGGGUAACAGCAAGAGGCAGUUCAACAGAGAUGUGUUAGACUGUGUGGUGGAUGAGAUGGAUUUCUCGAUGCUGGAGCUGGAUGAAGCUUUGAGGAAGUUUCAGGCUCAUGUGCGAGUGCAAGGAGAAGCUCAGAAAGUUGAGAGACUCAUUGAAGCAUUCAGUCAGAGGUAUUGUAUGUGUAACCCUGAUGUGGUGCAGCAGUUUCAUAACCCUGACACCAUCUUCAUCCUGGCCUUCGCCAUCGUGCUGCUGAACACAGACAUGUACAGUCCCAACAUCAAACCAGAGCGCAAGAUGCUUCUGGAAGAUUUCAUACGCAAUCUACGAGGAGUGGACGAUGGGGCAGAUAUUCCACGGGAGAUGCUAGCCGGGAUUUAUGAGCGGAUUCAGCAGAGGGAGCUGCGCUCCAACGAGGAUCAUGUGACUUAUGUUACCAGGGUGGAGCAAAGCAUUCUUGGAAUGAAAACGAUACUGUCGGUUCCUCACCGUAGGCUGGUGUGCUGCAGUCGACUCUAUGAGGUCACCGAUGUGAAUAAACCACAGAAACAGGCCUCACAUCAGAGGGAAGUGUUCCUCUUCAAUGACCUGAUAGUGAUCCUAAAACUCUGCCCUAAGAAGAAGAGUGCUGCCACAUACACGUUCUGCAAGGCCAUGGGGUUACUGGGAAUGCAGUUUCAUCUGUUUGAGAAUGAGUAUUACCCUCAUGGAAUCACAAUAUUGUCUCCGUUCUCGUCAGAGAAGAAGCAGGUGGUGAGUUUCUGUUCUCAGAGCGCCGAAGAGCUGCUCAAGUUUGUAGAGGACCUGAGAGAGAGCAUCGCAGAGGUGGCAGAGAUGGAACAAAUACGGAUUGAGUGGGAACUAGAAAGACAACAGGUUGUGAGAUAUCAAACUAACAAGAAUGGCACACAACUAGACAUCCACGCUGGACCUAGUUCUGCCUCAGGGGAUGAUAUUUAUGAGAAAACGGGAAGCAACACGGUAGAGGUGUCAAUUCACAACAGGCUCCAAACGUACCAACUCAGCUCUGCUCUGGCCCCACCAAGCGCUCAGCAACACCUGGCCGCCCUGCCUAGCCCCGCCCCCGGCUCCGCCCUCACCAUCUCCCCUGACACCCUGAUCCAGUGCCAGCAGAUCGUGAAAGUGAUCGUCGUGGACUCUGCUGGGCGUGGCCACGUGGAGGCAUUCCUCAGCCAUAACCCCGCCCAUCGCCUCAUCCAAUCGGCUGUCUCCACGCCCACCAGGUCACUGGAGGGAGGCAAGCAGCAGCAGCAGCAGCCACCCCUCCCUCCCCCGCCACCUCCUUACCAUCACCCGCAUCAGUUUUGCCCCCCGACCCCUCCACCACCACGCCACCUGCUGAGCCAACGCAGGUACUCCAGCGGGACACGCAGCCUAGUCUGAACAACACACACUCAGAUGAGUUUACACCUGUUGAUGGUUCACCUACAAAAGAACACUCUCUCUUUAUUUAAGAACUCUCAUGUCAUUCCAAACGCAUUUUUCAAGUAAAAAAAAAAUGUUUUACAGAACACAAAAAGGACAUUUUGAAUAAUGUUAACUUAGUUUUUUUUUCCAGUAUAAAAAUAUUUAUAGUGAAAAAAACUAAUGAUAAGCACAAUUAAAUGUAGUCUGUGCAUUUUGUGGACUCUGAAGUUCUCUUAAGCCAUAUAUGAGCUGAAAAUUUAUGUCCAUUAAUUUUAUGUUCACUGAAAACCGCCAGUGGAAUUCUAAAAUGGCUUUCAAGGAAACAUUUAGAUGCAUUAUUAUUUUUAUUUUAGAGAAAUAAGAAAAGAAAUCUGCCAGUGCAGUAAGACCAAAUACACUUGUCUAUGAAUAAGAAGUCUUAAUAUUUUAUUUAGUGUUGCUUUAAGAUAUCAAUAAGAUAUUUUAACUGGAAAGUAAAUACAAAAACAGACAAAAAUACUUGAUAAUAUUAGGAUAUUUUGCAGUUUAUGAAGUGUAAACUGUUCAGUGCUAUUUUUGUAUUAUUUAUAUACUAUUAUAAUAUUUAUUCAUAUUUUACAUUUGCUUUAUUUUAUUUUCUGUUUUCAUUUUAAGUUUUGAUUAAGGUUUAGUUCUGUGCUAUUUUGUUAUGUGCUUUUAUAAUUUUUUGAAAAUAUUCUAUUUAGCUUUAAUUUAGUUUUAAUUAACUUGAACUUUAUUUAGUUUGUUGACAAGGCAAAAUUUCUAAUAUUUUUGUCUACAUUUUUAAAGUUAAUUUAAUAUUUAUAUUUUAUUUUUCAGCUUUAUUUCAAUUAACGAAAAUCAUUUUUAAUGUUUUUAACUGUCACUUCAUGGAAAAGAGCUGUAUGAACAUUCUUCAAAAAUUCUCUUUUUGUGUUCUAUGGAAAAAAUAACAGCAUACGGAUGUAAAGCAACAUGAGGGCGAAUAAACCAUGACAUAAUUUUGAUAUUUACGUGAACUAUUGCUUGAAAACUAAAUUAUUGUGUACACUCUUUUUGAAGACACAAAAUAGCACAAGCAGUCUGAACUGUUAGGCUCACAUAGCUCAAAAGAAGCUACACUUAGAAUUGUUGGGUCCUCAUGGCCUUAAAGUGUGUAUUUAAAGUGAGUAGAUGUAUAGUAUUUUUUUAAGAGGGAUUUUUUUUUGUGUGUUCACCAUGACCCCGUAUUCAAAUGAAAUUUUUAUAUAUUUUGAUUUCUCCUGAAAUGCCCAUGUCUUGUGUUGCCCCUGACCUGAACUACAAUUGAUGGAUGUAGUGUAGAGGGAGUGCUGUGAAGAUAAAUUUGUUUCUAGACACCACCAUGAAAUAAUUUUUCCAAUUAUAUAAAUGUUUACAUUUUGUUUUGUGUGGAAAUAGAAACUCACCACCCUCUUUCAAAGGUCUUACCUUUUAGUCUUUUGAAAAUGAAAUCCAAUUUCAGUAUAUGGAUAUAAAUCAUACCUCGCAGCAUUUCUGAAAAAACAAAAAACAAAUGCAAAAGUAAAAUAACUAGGUUAGAAAAGAGAACAUCCCCUUGAGUUGGUUUAGAUGCAGCAAAUAACAAUUUGCACCAAAUAAGUCUCUGCAGUACGCAUCCUGAACUAAUCUACAGUAACCAACUGUAUCAGGAGGCAGGUCAUGUGACAUUUAUCUGCACAUUUGCAUAAAUUAAGCUCAACUUUGCACUUUAUUUAAAUUGACAACUCCUUCUGAAAAUGAAUGACAUUAUUGCUGUAAAUCAAAUCAUCCUCUAGCGAAUUAUUCCAAUUGUGUUGUGUCCUGAACCAAUGGUUUUGGAAGAAAUUUAGGUCAGGACGUGGCCACAAAAGAAUUUCUAACUUCCAAGAUAAAAGCAACAGAUUUUGUCUAUAUUUGGCAUCAUCUACUUACUUUCUUAUCCUGUCAAGAGUCCUAGCGUCAGUUGCUGAGAAAUUUAGGACACUGCCAUCCUGUGUGAAGGAAGCGCUUGAUCUUGAGAGCCAUGCACCUAAUAAGAGUGUUGACUGAGCUCCAUAAACCCUUUAAAACAUUUGGAUACCUGGGGCCUGAAUUGUGCCUUCUCAUAAAAGUAACCUAAUGUCCUCUAGAAAGCCCAUUUUGGCCCAUUGUGAAUUGCUAAUCUAUGCUGUAACCCAAUUCAGUGUAGUACUUGCUAGAAAUAGAAUGUUUCCUGUAUUUCUACAGUAAUUAAUAUCAUUAUUUUCCACAACUUCUGAUUGGUUAAACCUAGCUGGGGGUUUUAUUUAACAAAAUAUUUAUAUAAUAACUUUUAAUUACAGCAUUGACAAACAUUUUAUAGCAUCCUGCUUAAAAGUGUUAGUUCAUUCAAAUAGUCAGAAAUUUUUCAUUUGUUUUAUAUAUAUUUAAAUAUACAUUCACAUUAAAUGUACAUCAAGCACUGAUCUUUUAAUAUUUAUAAAUGAGUAA
Molecule: messenger RNA, 6029 nt
Organism: Cyprinus carpio (common carp)
Lineage: Eukaryota; Metazoa; Chordata; Actinopteri; Cypriniformes; Cyprinidae
Product: IQ motif and SEC7 domain-containing protein 3-like
Biological process (GO): actin cytoskeleton organization; regulation of ARF protein signal transduction
Molecular function (GO): guanyl-nucleotide exchange factor activity; protein binding
Source: RefSeq, a predicted model, not a curated record